CCUUGGCUGCUCCUCCCAGCUUUGGGGCCAAAGCCUUCCUUGCAAGCAGGUGCCAGGGGCUUGGUGCACACAGCAGCAGCCUCCCAGGCAGCAGCAGUGGGUAGCAGAUGGUAGAGAGGGUGAGCGUGGAGGGGACUAGGGCACUAGUUGGAAGCAGGAUGUCCCUUUCUCCUCUUCAUCCUGGGGCCAAGUUAGGGGUGGCGGCAAGUAAGUUCACUUAGACUGGUGAGGAGAAGCAGUGACUGGCUGAGAUCAGGGUAGCCAUGGUAGAAGGGAGGCAGAUCUGUCCCUGUGCCAACUACGAAGCUGCAGGACAUGGCUCCUGGCUGAUGUGACUAUGAGCAGAGGCCUGGAUUUCCUUAGUGGAGACAGAUCCCGAGACCAGCCCUGGGUCCCUGUGGGCACGAGUGCAUAUACAUGGCAAAAGCUGGGCCAAGAUCAGGGACAGGCAUAUACAAAACUUCCUAUGCCAUGCGGCAGAGCAGGGAGCUGUUGAUAUGGGGUGGAGGGAGGUGGAGGUUGUGGAAGGUAUCUCAGAGAAGGGCCAUUAUCUUGAGCAUCAGGAUUGUUUUAGACAAUUUGUGGCACAAAUAACCGUAUAAUGUCAGAAACCACAAUGAAAGAAGAUUCAGCCCUGGUCCCAGCACCUAGCUCAUACGGAGGUGGCUCCACGGGAGGCCAAGAUGGGCAGUGCCCUUGCCAGUGCCCACACUUCCUGCCGUUGCACAGACACAGUUGAGCUGGCGAGUCACCUGUUGUUGGAUGUUUAGCUCAGAGCCCGGCAAUGCCGUUUGGGUGUGUGACUCUGGGCGACAAGAAGAACUAUAACCAGCCAUCAGAGGUGACUGACAGAUAUGAUUUGGGACAGGUCAUCAAGACUGAGGAAUUCUGUGAGAUCUUCCGGGCCAAGGACAAGACGACGGGCAAGCUGCAUACCUGCAAGAAGUUCCAGAAGCGGGACGGCCGCAAGGUGCGGAAGGCAGCCAAGAAUGAGAUAGGCAUCCUCAAAAUGGUGAAGCAUCCCAACAUCCUGCAACUGGUGGAUGUGUUUGUGACCCGCAAAGAGUACUUCAUCUUCCUAGAGCUGGCCACGGGGAGGGAGGUGUUUGACUGGAUCCUGGACCAGGGCUACUACUCAGAGCGAGACACAAGCAACGUGGUACGGCAGGUCCUGGAGGCUGUGGCCUACCUGCACUCACUCAAGAUUGUGCACAGGAACCUCAAGCUGGAGAACCUGGUUUAUUAUAAUCGGCUGAAGAACUCAAAGAUUGUCAUCAGUGACUUCCACCUCGCUAAGCUAGAGAAUGGCCUCAUCAAGGAGCCCUGUGGGACCCCUGAGUACCUGGCCCCAGAGGUGGUAGGCCGGCAGCGGUAUGGACGCCCUGUGGACUGCUGGGCCAUUGGCGUCAUCAUGUACAUCCUGCUUUCAGGGAACCCGCCUUUCUAUGAGGAGGUAGAGGAAGAUGACUAUGAGAACCAUGACAAGAAUCUCUUCCGCAAGAUCCUGGCUGGCGACUAUGAGUUUGACUCUCCAUACUGGGAUGACAUUUCGCAAGCAGCCAAAGACCUGGUCACAAGGCUGAUGGAGGUGGAACAAGACCAGCGGAUCACUGCGGAAGAGGCCAUCUCCCAUGAGUGGAUUUCUGGCAAUGCUGCUUCUGAUAAGAACAUCAAGGAUGGUGUCUGUGCCCAGAUUGAAAAGAACUUUGCCAGGGCUAAGUGGAAGAAGGCUGUCCGAGUGACUACCCUCAUGAAACGGCUCCGGGCACCAGAGCAGUCCAGCACGGCCGCAGCCCCGUCUGCCCCAGCCACAGACACUGCCACCCCUGGGGCUACAGGUGGGGCCAUAGCUGCAAGUGGAGCUGCCCCAGCCCCUGGGGGCAGUGCCACCUCAGCCACAGUGGGUGAUGCUGCUCUUGCUGCAAAGAGUGAUAAUGUAGCCCCUGCAGACCGUAGUGCUACCCCAGCCACAGAUGGCAGUACCACCCCAGCCACUGAUGGGAGCAUCACCCCAGCCACCGAUGGGAGCAUCACCCCAGCCACCGAUGGGAGUGUCACCCCAGCCACCGACAGGAGUGUUACUCCAGCCACUGAUGGGAGAGCCACACCAGCCACAGAAGAGAGCACCGUGCCCACUACUCAAAGCAGUGUCACACUGGCCACCAAGGCAGCUGCCACCCCUGAGCCGGCUUUGGCCCAGCCGGACAGCACAGCCCCAGGGGGCACAACAGGCCAGGCUCCACCCUCUAGUAAAGGGGAAGAGGCUGCGGGCUAUGCCCAGGAGUCUCGGAGGGUGGAGACCAGCUGAGCAGGCAGGCUGAUGGGGGGCAGGGAAUGGGCAGGAGGGUGGGAGAGUGGCUGAGGGGCUUCUCACUGUACAUAGAGUCACUGGCAUGAUGCCCUCGCUCCUCCCAGCCCCUCCCUCCCAGCGUGGGGCAUGUCUGGGGGCCACGGGAGAGCAGUCUCAUCUCCUGUGUGUGUGCGUGAGUGGUGGGCCGGCCAGAGGCAGGACUGGCCCCAGCCCCUGCAUGGAUUCCUUGUGGCUUUUCUGUCUUUUGCUAGCUUCACCAAUUUCUGUUCCUUGUGGGAUGCUGCUCUAGGGAUACUCAGGAGGUCCCUGCUCCCUUUCCCCUUUCCUUUUUUGCCUCACAAUCCCCCUAGGCAGGCCCUGCAGGUCCCAUCCUCUCCCAGGCCCUAAACUUGGGUGGCCUUGCCCUAAGAGCUGGUCCUCCAGCGAGGCCCUGUCAGCGGUCUUAGGCUCCUGCACAUGAAGGUAUGUGCCUGUGGUAUGUGGGCUGCUCUAGGAGUGGACACAGGCUGGUAUAGAGAAUGCAAAAGUCUAGGGCAGUAUGCUUUAAGACAAGACUGGUCGUAUGGCUAGGGGCACUGCUUGGUAGACAUGGGGGUCCUCAGAAGUGAAAGAAUGAGUAGGAGGGUAGAAGCUUCCAUCUUUGUCCCAAGGAAGUCCCUCCCAAGACCCUUGUGCUGUUUCCUAGCCUCCUGGGUCCUGCAAGUAGGUUGGCCUGUGUCCUGAGUUUCAUGAAACAGUAAGGGGAAGGAGAAGCAAUUAGGAUGUAGCAAUGAGAACUGGGAGGGCAGAGUGCAGACCCAGCACCUAGUGUACCAGCCUAGCUGGCUCCUUACCCUGGGCCAAACAGGAAGGGCUGAUAUCCCCUGACUCUUCCCAGAUAGGCCCACUCAGGCUCAGUCCACAGUCCUCUCUAUCCCAGGGCGCCUGCCACACGGCAGUGUCCCAUAGUCUCAUUUGGGGUGUGCCCUUCAUAGGGGCAGAUUUUCGGGUCCCUAAUUCAAUGACAAAAUAGAGAGGAACCCCCUCUAUGUCUAUGACCCACUUCCCUUUAUAUCAGGGCUUAGAGGCCCAGGUACCUCUGAGCCAUGCUGACUUGCUUUUGCUGGGAUGAGGAAGUGGAAUAAGGCUCCCUAGUUUCCUGAUGGAGGCUCCUGGCAGGUGCCCUUUGUCAGACCCCACCACAGCCUGGGCUGGCAGCCACACUGGUCCUGGCCCUCGCUUGGCACUCUGGUGGCAGUCCUGCCCUUCUCCCUGCAUGCCUGUGGGUCUGCUCUGGUGUAUGAAGGUCAGUGGGUUGUGUGCCUGCUGAACCUGGCAAAUAAAUGUCACCCUGCCAAA
This is a messenger RNA of Equus caballus (horse), 3649 nucleotides long. The record is from RefSeq and is a predicted model, not a curated record. Lineage: Eukaryota; Metazoa; Chordata; Mammalia; Perissodactyla; Equidae.